CGCACGUCCCCACCCCCCAUCAGAUAACCUAGCGUCCCCAUUACCCCACUCCCACAUCCCCCGGCAGCCAAAACUCUCAAAGAAACCCCAUUACCCUAACCUCCCAGCCUCGCCGAAUAGCUCCUCCCAGCCUCGCCGAAUAGAGCCUCCCAGCCCCGCCAAAUAGCGCCUCCCAUCCCCUCUCAUCCCCGCCGAACAGCGCCUCCCAGCAGCCCUUCCCAGCCACACCGAACAGCGCCUCCCAGCCCCUCCCAGCAGCCCCUCUCAGCCCCGUCGAACCAGCGUCUCCCAACCCCUACCAUCCCCGCCGAACUAGCGCCUCCCAGUCAGUUUGUUCACAGCUUCGCCACCGUCUCUGUCUCUGGCCUGCCUCUGUUUCGGCUUUGGUUAGAGGUUAUCUAUAUACUCGCCAUCUAGUAGGGUGUUGAGAAUAUGGCCAAGCAUCAUCCUGAUUUGAUUAUGUGCCGAAAGCAGCCAGGAAUUGCCAUUGGACGACUUUGUGAGAAAUGCGAUGGCAAGUGUGUGAUUUGCGACUCUUACGUGCGUCCUUGUACACUUGUCCGGGUUUGUGACGAAUGCAACUAUGGCUCAUUUCAGGGCCGCUGCGUCAUAUGUGGAGGGGUGGGAAUAUCUGAUGCUUACUACUGCAAGGAAUGCACACAGCAGGAGAAAGAUAGGGAUGGCUGCCCCAAAAUUGUUAAUUUAGGGAGUGCCAAAACCGAUUUAUUCUAUGAACGCAAGAAGUAUGGUUUUAAGAAACGAUGAUGGUGUAAGAGUGAGAUAUUUUAAUCUGUCUAAAACUGUUUUGUAUGUACUUCCUGAGAUAUCAUAUUAGAACCGUUGGAGUUGAGACUUUGAGCAAAGAACCAUAUUUUCUUAUGCAAUUGUUGGUGAUGUAAGUGCAUAACUUGUUUACUUGGAUCAUGCAAUUAAUGGAAUGAUUUGAACAACUUCAGGUA
Messenger RNA from Arachis stenosperma, 959 nucleotides. RefSeq names its product PHD finger-like domain-containing protein 5A. Lineage: Eukaryota; Viridiplantae; Streptophyta; Magnoliopsida; Fabales; Fabaceae. Gene Ontology annotation, biological process: mRNA splicing, via spliceosome. Bases 433 to 765 code for a protein of 110 amino acids. The transcript has 3 exons. The record is from RefSeq and is a predicted model, not a curated record. Gene Ontology annotation, cellular component: U2 snRNP; precatalytic spliceosome; U12-type spliceosomal complex.